Striga asiatica is the source of this 630-nucleotide messenger RNA. NCBI's taxonomy places the organism in Eukaryota, Viridiplantae, Streptophyta, Magnoliopsida, Lamiales, Orobanchaceae. The record is from the annotation of a GenBank genome assembly.
AUGUCCCCCAUUUCAGUAAGUGAGCUCAUCAACAUCCAAAUACAAACAGAUCACUGGAGGAAUUUACCGGCGAACGAUAGAGCUGUUACAGACGGGGAACAACAAAAAAAACGGCAUCCAAAUCACGCCGAGUAUCCGUACAGGUCGAACGGCGCCCACAGUGAAGUCGAGCCGGAGCCACGGCUUGCCGCUGCCGCUCCAGUGCAGCAGGCUCACUGGACCCGCGUGGAGGUCCCUGCAGCUCCCCCUCACGUUGUCCCCGCCCAGCCCGUGCUGGUUCCACCUGUGCUCGAUCGGCGCCACGCGUCCGGCGAACACCAGCAGGAACGGCGGCAGCGAGCCGAGUUCGUAGAUCCGGCUCGAACUCGUCUUCUGCGUCUCCAUCCACGCCUCUAUGCGGCGCGUGUACCCCAACCGCCUCCAUUUCCCCAGAUCUAUCACCAUCACCCCCGUGUUAAAGUAGCACGGCCGCCGGCCGGAGAACACGCUGGAGAAUCUCGAGUCCGACCAGAAAUGCUCGGUGAAAUACUUCGUGAAAUUUGCGUGGCAGUACUCGGGCGCGCCGAUUGUUUUCUUCCCCAAGCUCGUCCUCCACAGCUUCGAAAUGUCGUCGACGACGACCAGAUCUGA